Molecule: messenger RNA, 878 nt
Organism: Plodia interpunctella (Indianmeal moth)
Lineage: Eukaryota; Metazoa; Arthropoda; Insecta; Lepidoptera; Pyralidae
Product: histidine-rich glycoprotein-like
Exons: 1
Coding region: 58-789 (243 amino acids)
Source: RefSeq, a predicted model, not a curated record
AGAGCCAGUGCACUUCCAGAAUCCAAACAUUUAACAAGUGAACACAUAACAGGCACAAUGAGGGCGCUCGUCCCGUUGCUUGCGUUAGGAUGUCUUUUAGUGGUCGCUUGGGGGCGGGAGAUAGGGCAAUCGGAUCUGGAGGCCGCGGCGAGCCACCACAAGGGGCACCACCACGAAGAAGGCGGCGGCAAGGAGCACCACGCUCACCACCACCACGAACACGGCGAGAAAGGCCACAAGGGACAUAAGGGCCACCACCAUCAUCACAAAGGCGAGCACGGGGAACACCACCACCAUCACCACAAAGGCCAUCACCACGAGCACGGAGGCGGCCACAAGAAGCACUGGGACGAGGACGAUCACCACGGCCACCAUCACGAGCACGGUCAUCAUCACAAAGGUGGGAAGCAUCACCAUAAGAAGCACCACGAUAAGGGAGAAGAGACUGAGGGUUACCACAAGAAGUACCAUAAGGACGAAUACCACAAGGACCACCACUUCUACGAUGAGCACCACAAGGAAGGCAAGCACCACAAACACGGGGACCAUCACGGACAUCAUGAGAAGAAAGGAGGUCACCACAAAAAGGGAGGUCACCACGAUUCCGGCCACCAUGAGGAGCAUCAUGGUCACCACAAGCAUCACGAUAAGCACCACCAUGAUGAGGACCACAAAGGCUGGAAAGGACACCAUGGUCAUGAGGAGCACCACCACGAUCACCACGAUCACGGCAAGAAGGGUGGCCAUGAAGACCACAAGCAUUGGGGAUUCCACCACGGCAAGCACUGAUUUAAUUGUUAAGUUAUUUGUUGCCUACCUAUUUUUGUUAUAUGCUGUAAAUAAAAACUAUAAAUAAAUGACUCUUGUUAUGUAAUUUA